GCUGUCGCACCUUGUUUGUUCGACCGGACCUUAUUCGCGCCACAGCACCGCCCAUUCGUUCGCGCGCCCAAGUGGCCCUUCGUCCCCCAUGACGUCCCCGUCCUCGUCCUCGAGAAGAGAGCGAGCGUCCAGCGACAAAGCUCAACCUGCGCCCCUCCCGCAACGACCGGGUCUCCCCAAUCGAACCAUUUCCGCCCCCGCCGGUGGCCUGUACAGGCUGGAUCCGACCAGAAUGGCCAUGGACCCCGGGAAUAAGGUCGAACGGACGCUGGUGGAGGAGGACGAGAAUCCGCCAUCGGCCGGAGGGAACAACGGGGUGUCAACCCGGGUCGCUGAUGAGACUACGCCGAAGCCGAAUUUCCCUCAUGUGAGCAUCGCCGUGGUUGGUCCUGACCAUGUCGGCAAGUCGACCUUCAUCGAAAGCGCCCUGGACAUGAAACACCCGCUGUCCUCCCGAUCCACGACCAAGAAGAUGUCCCUCGAUGGGACGGUCUACCUGGUGCGUCUGAUGGAAAUCGAAACCCCCGAGAUCUCGAUUGGCAGCAAAGGCGAGGUCAACUGGCCCCUGCUGGGAAACGACUCGCCGCCUACCGUGGACGGCGUCCUGGUUCUACACGACGUCACUCAGCCUGCAAGCUUCCCCGAAGUUACGGGUCUACUAGACUCCCUAACCGCCUCUGCCAUCCCGUUUAUCCUGGUCGCCAGCAAAUGCGACAUACAACCCCCUGAUAGCCCGGUGGAGCCGGCGUUAGGUGGCUAUGAAAUUCACCGGACCUCACCUGAUUCCCCCCGGUCGCAGAAGAUGUGCAUCGCCUUGGUGCUGCGGUCUGUGAUUAACAGCAAAUAUGACCUCAUCGAUUAUACCCCCAACCCAUCCACCACCCCGAAUUGGCAUCAUACUCGGGCCAACUCAGAAACCCCUACAGCCGUGUUCAUAGGAGCCGCAGGCGGCCCGAUCACCGGAGCGCUCGAUCCAGGAGUCGACGGGUACGGUGUAGACCGUCAACCCGGUGACCCAGCCAACCUGGCUUCCAAUGGACAGAACUUUCGCUAUGCCCGGAGCAACUCGCAUCCGGUGCGACCGCUCACACCUCCAGGGCCCCGACUGAACUCGCGCAAGCAGUCGGCGUCCGGGGACUCAUCGCCAGGAAAGGACCUCAAUCGACAGCACCGACUGCAUACCGCGUGGCGCAACAGCGCCGGGUCAGACGCUUUCAGCAACUUCCUGGAAAUGGGGGAGGAGUUCGACGGGCCCCGGAGCGCGCCCUCGAGCCCCGGAAGCAAAGACCAGACGCCCAGCGAGAGCUCGACCAGUGACGCCGGCUUUACGUUCGACGAGCUGGUCGAUCGUUUGAUUGCGCAGCCCAUGUCGAAGCACGACUCGAAGUUCGCCUCGAUCUUCCUGUGUCUGUAUCGGAAGUUCGCCGCCCCAUCCACCCUACUGAAUGCGUUGGUCAACCGGUUCGAACGGAACGAGCGGGACAUCACGGACCAGCUCAAUCGCAUCGCAGUCCAGCUGCGGCUGCUUGGUGUGAUGGCACAAUGGGUGUCGGAGUAUCCGGGCGACCUGGCGUAUCCGAAGACGCGCAAGCGGAUCACGGAUUUCGUCACGACGCUGGAGAAGAGCCACUUCUACAUGUUCGCGGCCAAGGAAGUCGGGUCAUAUCUGGAGGCCAACGCGGACGACGAUAACAUUGGAUGGCCGUUCCGAGACGGCGACGUGGAGGAGUUCGACUCCUCGGAGCCCCCGUUGCUGUUCUCCGGGCGGAGCUCGCCGUCGAUAUUCCUGGGGGCGCCUCCGCUCAGCGACGAAGGCGAGGAGGAGGAAGAGGACCCGAUCUACAACAUGAGUGCGCUGGACCUCAGCGAGGGCGCGCCCGAGCCGACGUCGCGGCUGUCCGCAUCCAUGUCGAAUUCCUUCACGUCCGAGAAGCCCGGCACGAUCGCCACCCAGUCCUUCACGUUCCUCAACAUCGAGGCCGCCCAGAAGGAGGGCGAGCAGCUGAACCUCACGCCGCGGAUCCCGCUGACGAAAGUGCAAUGGCGGCAGCUCAUGGAGAUCCCCGACGAAGACUUCGCGCGCGAGCUGACGCGCAUCGACUGGAUCAUGUUCAAUGCGUUCCGGCCGCGGGACCUGGUGCGCCACGUCGCGAUCUCCGGCGUGGAAAAGGACAAGAUCCAGAGCCUGAAACACGUCAACCGCAUGAUCAAGCAGUUCAACCACCUGGCCUUCUUCGUGGCCAGCGUGAUCCUGCUCCGCGACAAGCCCAAGCACCGCGCAAAGGCGCUGGAGAAGUUCAUGAACAUCGCAUUGAAACUCCGCCGCCUAAACAACUACAACUCCCUCGGGGCCGUGAUCGCCGGCAUCAACGGAACCCCGGUCCACCGACUGUCGCAGACGCGCGAGCUGGUGCCCGUGCAGACGCAGAAGGACUUCAUGAGGCUGGUCAUCCUCAUGGGCACGCAGAAGAGCCACUUCGCGUACCGUCUGGCAUGGGACAACUCGUUCUCCGAGCGCAUCCCGUUCCUGCCGCUGCACCGCCGCGACCUGGUGUCGGCCGAGGAGGGCAAUAAGACGUUCGUCGGCGACACCAAGACCCGCAUCAACUGGCGCAAGUUCGAGGUCAUGGGCGAGGUCGUGCUUGGGAUCCAGCGCAGCCAGAAGACGCCGUACCCGCAUAUGCCCAAGUUCGAGGAGGUCGAGCGGUUGAUUUUGGAUAUUAAGCUGUCGGGGGAUGAUGAGGACUUGUAUUCAAGAAGCAUGCAAAUAGAACCCUCCGCUGGCGGCGACACCGGACGGAAGAUGAAGUUCGGCUGGUUACGGUCGUGAGAUAAGACCGGGAGGGGGGUUAUGACCGACUACCACAGCGUGCGCAAGCAGGCUGACGAGUACUAUGAUUGUGAUGAUCGUCAUUUGAUGAUGUACAUACACUUGUUACUGUUGAUGUUGACUAUAGUUGAUCCUACUAUGGUGCACCAAACUAUUGAAACUUAAACAUUAUCUACUACUACU
Messenger RNA from Aspergillus heteromorphus CBS 117.55, 3013 nucleotides. Its product is annotated as putative Ras guanyl-nucleotide exchange factor RasGEF. Gene Ontology annotation, molecular function: guanyl-nucleotide exchange factor activity. The transcript is spliced from 6 exons. The record is from RefSeq and is a predicted model, not a curated record. Gene Ontology annotation, biological process: Ras protein signal transduction; positive regulation of GTPase activity. Lineage: Eukaryota; Fungi; Ascomycota; Eurotiomycetes; Eurotiales; Aspergillaceae. Gene Ontology annotation, cellular component: plasma membrane. The coding region runs from base 89 to 2830 and encodes 913 amino acids.